Molecule: messenger RNA, 5678 nt
Organism: Paramuricea clavata
Lineage: Eukaryota; Metazoa; Cnidaria; Anthozoa; Malacalcyonacea; Plexauridae
Source: the annotation of a GenBank genome assembly
AUGGAGGAAAAAUUAGCAAGGGCUAAAGGCAGACACCUUGGUCUGGGCGCGUAUUUGAAAACUCUUUUAAGUGAAUUAAACGAGUAUGUUUCUUCGGAAAGCGGUGAUUGCGAGCAAUCUAAACUCCUUGGGUUGAGAAACAAUGUGGCUAGUAUCAUCGAACAAUUGGCGACUGUGCACAAUGAAAUAUUAUCCUUGAUAGAUCCAAAGGACAUUGAGCCGGAAAUUAUUCGUCACAUGAAAGCUUUAGAACCUUGUCACCAAGUUUUGGCAAAGGCGGAUUUGAAACUUGAAGAAAUUAAGCAAGGGCAAAGUAAUAUUAAUAGCGCAAGUUAUUCCUUAGGUGCAGCCGGUUUAAGCACAAAUAGAAGUCCUGCGCAUUGUAAGCUGCCAAAAUUAGCAUUACCAGAGUUUAAGGGGGAACCCUUAGAUUGGCAGGGGUUCUGGGAUCAGUAUCAAGUGUCGAUCCACAGUAAUAUAAACAUAAGUGAUAUUGAUAAAUUCAAUUAUUUAAAAGGUUGUGUGAAAGGGGAAGCUCUUGCGGCUAUUUCAGGGUUGACUUUAACUUCAGAUAAUUAUCAGGAGGCAGUUCAGGUUUUAAAGGAUAGAUUUGGGAAUGAGCAGGUGCUCAUUUCUGCACUUAUGGAGUCUCUACUUAAAAUUAAUAAAAUUAAGUCAGUUGAUAACAUUAAGGGGUUAAGGAUGUUGUACAGUCAUGUUGAAAACUGUAUGAGGAACUUGAAAUCUCUUAAGCUUGACACCAGUGGGUAUGGCUCUCUUCUCAUUCCAAUUUUAAAGGACCGCUUGCCCGAUGAGAUUAAUAUGAUUAUUUCGAGACAGUUUUGUGGUAAAGUAUGGAACUUAGAUAAGGUUAUGGAAUUUUUUAACAAUGAGCUUCGUGCUCAAGAAGAUUGUAAUUUCUCAUUGAGUAAUAAAUCAGAUGGUAGAUCUGACAAUUUCAGGAAAAGGGAACCCUAUACAGCAAGUGGAUUAUUCAGUCAAACUAGUAAAACCCCCUGUAUAUAUAGUAAUGAGGGGGGACAUCUUCCAUCUAGGUGUAGUAAGGUCUCGAAUCACCAUUCUCGGAAAGACAUAUUACGGAAAAAAGGGAGAUGUUUUAUUUGUUUAGAUUCGAGACAUAUAGCAAAAAAUUGUACGGCAACUUAUGUUUGUAAGCGGUGCAACAAGGGUAAACACCACAUUUCCAUUUGUGAGGCAGCUUCGGGCAGACGAAAUGCAAGUAAGGAGAAUGGGAGCAAAGAGGAUGAGGAGAGUAGGAAAUUUGUAGGUCAUACUGGCUGUGACCAGCAGGGAAUAUUAUUACAAACAGCUAGAGUACAGGUCUAUGAUGAGGAGAAUAUUGGUACUCAAGUAGCUACCAGGAUUUUGUUUGAUAGUGGAAGCCAGCGGUCUUACAUUUCUGAUAAGGUUAGAGCUAGGUUGCAGUUAAAGUCGAUCAGGUCAGAAAAGGUCAUAAUUAAGACCUUUGGUCAGGACAAUGAUAGCAAGGUUAAGAGACUAGAUGUCGUUCAGGUCAAAGUUAAGAAUAAAUCUGAUUCUAGGUGCACCAGUGUUGAGGUUUUAUGUGUUCCCACAAUUUGCAGCCCUCUUACUAAUCAAUAUAUCUCAAAAACGCAUAAUUUGGAAGAAUUUGAGGACUUGGAAUUGGCUGACCAUGAAGGCGAUUCUCCAAACCUCCCAGUAGGAAUUUUAAUCGGGGUAGAUUAUUACCACACGUUCAUGACAGGAAAGGUUGUGCGAAGUAAGGCGGGUCCAGUAGCAUGCGGAACUAAGGUGGGAUGGGUAGUAAGUGGCAAAAUUGGGACAGGUCCUCUUGACCUGCAUUGUUUCGAGACCCAUAUCCUACGUGCCUCAGUUGAAUGUAAACAAACAUCAGACGCUUUACGACAAGUUUUAGAUAAAUUUUGGUCCGUGGAAACUAUAGGCUCCUCCAGUGACUGUGUGGUCAGUCAGCUUAAAAAUGACAUAGGGCACGACGGGACCCGAUAUGUAACGAAAUUACCCUUUAAGCCAGACCAUGAGCAGCUGCCAGACAACUUUAGUGUAUGUGAAGGGCGUUUAACAUCUCUAAAACGGCGUUUAACAUCCAAAGGAAUUCUCAGGGAGUAUGAUACGAUCUUUACAGAGUACGAAAAAAACGGAAUAAUUGAACGCGUUCCUUCACAUGAGAUUGCUGGGGAAGUAGGUGGGGUCCAUUAUCUCCCGCAUCGACCGGUCGUGCGUGAGGACAAGCAGACUACGAAAAUUCGGGCAGUUUUCGACGUUUCGUGUCAGGUUAACGGCCCCUCACUUAACCAAUGUUUGUAUUCAGGACCAAAUCUUAUUGCCAAGAUAUUUGACAUCCUAGUGAGAUUUAGGCUUAAUAAAAUAGGCAUCCUAGCAGAUAUAAAACAGGCGUUCCUUAACAUCCCUAUAUCUAGGGAGCAUAGAGAUUUUGUACGGUUUUUGUGGUAUGACCUCAAUUCUAAAGAGGAAAAAAUAAUCACUUACAGAUUUUUACGGGUAGUUUUUGGACUAACGAGUAGUCCUUUCUUGUUAAACGCGACGUUGAGGCACCACCUUAGCAAGUAUGUAGAGAAGGAGAAUGCAGUCGUAGAGCGUAUUCGCGAGGAUUUGUACGUAGAUGAUUUGGUUAGUGGAGGCGAUAGCGUUGGUACAGCUAAGGAAAUAUAUGAGACUAGUAAAGCCAUUAUGCUAGAGGGAGGGUUUGAAUUACGUAAGUGGGUAACUAACGAUCCAGAACUUCGAGCAUAUAUUUCAUCGACAAUGGGUGACAAACCUAAUUCCCAACCCCUAGGGGAAGAUCUUACUUAUGUCGAGGUAAUGUCGCCUAAUUUAGUUACGCCAAAUCAGGCUGUCUUAGGUGUUGCGUGGGAUACCAUCACGGAUGAGUUUGUUUUUCAGUUCGAUAAUUUCUUGAGCAAAUGUGCGAGCCUGGAGCAAACCAAGCGGAAUUUACUGAGUGCAUCGGCCUCGAUUUUCGAUCCAUUGGGUGUGAUUGCUCCCGUCACCGCCAGAAUCAAAACAAUAUUUCAGUUGUUAUGUAAAGACAAAUUAAAUUGGGAUGACCUUAUCCCACCGGCACUUGCGUCAAUUUGGAACAAGUUUUUAGAUGAAUUAAAAUCUCUGCGGGAAGUAAGACAACCUCGGUUUGUUUUUCAUUUAAAUUUUCAUUCCGGAAUCCGAGUUGAACUUCACGGGUUUUGUGAUAGUUCAAAAGAAGUCUAUAGUGCGGUCAUUUAUCUGCGGUUUGUUUGCAGUAAAAGUGCAAAAGUGUUUUUUUUGGCGGCGAAAACCAAGGUGGCGCCUUUAAAAACCCUUACUAUUCCCAGGUUGGAACUAUUGGGGUGUUUGUUAUUGAGCAAGUUGAUCAAUGAGGUUGUACUUGGUAUACGAGGGCGUGUAGAGUUGGAUGAAAUAUUCUGUUGGUCGGAUUCAGAGGUAGCGUUGAGUUGGAUAAGGGGAAAGGAGCGAAGCUGGGAACCUUGGGUGGAGAAUAGAGUUGUCACCAUUAGAAAGGUUGUCGAUCGUGAGCGGUGGAAUUUCGUUAAAGGAGAACUGAAUCCUGCAGAUAUCCCCACUAGGAUAUCAACUAGUCUAGUUGAGUGUUUCUCAGGAUGUUGGUUUACUGGUCCUUCGGUGUUGUUGUCUCAACCUUCUGCAUACAGAGGCGAGAGAAGUGAUACCCUUUGUGAUCAAACGUCUUUGGGCGGGAAGGUUGUGAAAGAGGUUAGUCAUGAGGAUUCUCGUAGUUAUAAAACUAUAUGUCCUAAGUGUAAUUCUGUUCGUAGCCUCACAGCGUCAUUAUUGUGCUGUAUGUAGGAACUGUUAGUACUGUUCUUUGUUGUUUAAUAUAUGUAUUGUUGUAAUUUAUUUAUUCGGGCCCGCAGUAAUUGGCAAACGCUGUUGCGGAUUCCCUGCCACUGUAAUAUGUACAAGGCGAAUUAAAUAAAUAAAUAAAUAAAUAAAUAAAUUCUUCUGAUGUUCUUUUCAAAAACGCGACACGGAAUGACAUAUCAGGCGAAACGUGUUCAUUGUCUGAUGUCAUAGACUGCACUCGGUAUAGCUCGUUGUACAAAUUGGUUGUCACCACCGGUUACGUGAUAAGAUUCUUGAACAAUUUGCGAAAACGAACGAAGAACCAUGGAAACUUAAUCACGGAGAACGUUCUAACGGCUGACGAAUACGAGCAAGCGUUACACAUGUGGAUUAAAGAAGAACAAUCUCUGAUAAAGGGACAAUCAAAUUUUGCUAACGUUUGUGCUUCAUUGAAUUUGUUCGAAGACAAAGACGGGUUUUUACGGUUAAAGGGACGGUUCGCUAAUUCUAAUCUGCGGUACCAAGACCAGCAUCCAAUGAUAUUACGAGGAAACGAAAGCUAUUUCACACAAUUAGUCAUUUGGGACGCGCAUAAGGCGAGUAUGCACCACGGAGUGGAGUCGACAUUGGCAAGAGUACGGUCAAACUACUGGAUUGUGAAAGGGAGAAAAAGUGUCAAGGAAGUCCUCAGAAAAUGUGUGAUUUGCAAACGGUACCAAGGAAAGCCGAUGUGUGCUCCUGCUAGUCCUGAUCUGCCACAGUGUAGAAUCGAUCAUUCGGGAUUUGCGUUUCAAGCGACGGGCUUGGAUUUUGCUGGACCGUUGUUUGUGAAAGAUGGUGCAGAAACGGUCAAGACGUACAUUCUACUGCUAACGUGUGCCACAAGCAGAGCGAUCCACCUCGAACUGGUCUACUCGAUGUCAAGUGACGGAUUUUUGCGAGGAUUUCGGAGAUUUGUAGCUCGUAGGGGUGUGCCGGAUGUCAUUAUCAACGACAACUUUAAGACUUUCAAGUCAGCGGAGGUCAAACGAUUCAUGUCAUAUCAAGGCAUUCGGCAACAGUUUAUUCUACCAGCGUCCCCAUGGUGGGGUGGCUUUUACGAGCGACUCGUCCGGACAGUUAAGGGUUGUUUAAAGAAGACUCUCGGGAGAGCAUAUACGACAUUCGAAGAGCAGCAGACAAUCUUGUGCGAAGUAGAAGUGGCAAUCAACAAUCGGCCACUUACGUAUGUCAGCGAGGAUGAUUUGGACGAACCUUUGACGCCAUUCCACCUGAUGUACGGUCGAGGCUACUGCAAUCGGAUGAAAAACACGGAUACCAUACUUACGGCGAGCCUUGGACAGUACAAACAGCGGUUGAAACACUUACGGAAAAUAUUGAGAGAUUGUUGGACGCGGUUUCGAAAAGAAUAUUUGAACGAGCUGAGACAAAUGAACCUCUACCGGAAAAGGAAAACCAAUACGCGAGGUCUGACCGUUGGUGAUGUUGUUUUGAUUAAAGAGGAUGAACCAGCACCUCGGGCACAGUGGAGGAUUGGAAGAGUCUUGCAGCUGGUGAAAGGACGUGAUGGACUGGUCAGGGGAGCUAAAUUGAAGGUUCUAUCAAAGGGUGGAGCUCAGUCGUCGGUUCACAGACCGUUACAAAAGCUAAUACCUUUCGAGAUCGUCCAGGAUGACGUCGACAAGCAUGAAGGGGAUGACAACGAUAGGAACGCAGAACAGCAUAACACGACUGACACCGAGUCAAGAGCGGAUGAGCGAAAAGGAAGUAGAAGACCAACGAGGAAGGCAGCGAUCGAUGGAGAAAACUUGCGGAGAAUUCGCGAACAGUAUACAUAG